AAAUUAAACAUCAUUUAUCUUUUGGAUUUUAGGUCAUAAGUUUUGAGAUUAAACAUUUAUUCCCGUUUUAAUUCUGAUGCAACUUCUUACAAUAUUGUUUCCUUCAUUGCCUCCAACCCUUGCACCCUCACUACAAGUUUUCCGGAUCUCCGGCCGUCGCUACUUCUGCCCCCAUCCCCCAGUCACUUCCGAGACCAACGCCGGUGAGCGUUUUGUGACGUUUCGGUCACUUUUCUUCUUGUUUAUUCUAGAAAAAGUUUGAGGGCUUUAGCGUGCUUUCCAGCAGUGCUUAUGGACAUUUGGCGACUUUUCUGAUAUUUGAAUCGGAGGUUUGUGAUGGAGGCUACGAAUUGGGAAAGCUCUUCAGGAGGAGCUAGUGAUACUGGUGAUGAAGACAAUUACGAACAAGACAUAAACGACGAAGAAGAAUGUCUCAGUGCAUCUGGGUGCUUGCGCAAGCUGCAAUUCAGGAAGCAUGCUUCAACUGCUCGAUGGAAUGACCAAAUGGGAAUGGCAGAAGUUUUAGAGAAUAAGGGCAGCCUUUGGACGACAACUGGCAUUGGUAAUGUCAUUGAAAACAAAAGAAAUUGGAAACGUUUCCAAGCCAAGGCCAGAAAUUGGCCUAUGAGAUUUCUUAUUGAAGUCGGGGCCUUACAUCUGCUGGAUCAUGAUAAUUCAAGUCUUUCUUUGAAAGAUGUAUAUAAGAAGGUAGCUGAGGGAAGAAGUGGCCGUCUUUGGGAGCAGUUUGAGGUUUAUAGGCACCUUAAAUCUCUUGGUUACAUUGUUGGAAAGCAUAGAGUUCCUUGGUCUCUAAAGAAUGUUAGGAAUGACUGUGACAUUUCAUCUCCAAGUUCUACUGAAAAUAAAGGAGCAUCAGAUGUCAAAUCAGACGAUGAGCAAUCGAUUUGCAGGCUAUUAAAUGCUAUUCAGCUCGAUGAAGUGACACCCAUUUUUGAUGUUUUUCUUCCUCAUAACAAGUUUAGAAAAUCUUCUCCUGGUGACCCAAAUUUUAUGGUCUGCUUGACUAGGGGAUAUCCACCAUCAAAAGAAGAGAUUGAAGUUCUUGAGAGAACAUCAAGAGGCAUUCCAAUGAAAUAUUGUCACGUUGAACAUGGAAGAGUCUGCUUCUUUUCAUUUGAUAAGGUGGAGCUCCCUCUCUUACCUUGACAUUGUUGUGGAUUACUCUGCUAUUUAUUAUUAUUAUUAUCAUUAUUUCGAUUAGUAAUUGGUAUGUUAUUUGAAUUUUAUUUUAUGUUUAGUCAUGAGCACAGGGAUUCCUCUUCCUUAUUUCUUGUGUUCAGCUGCUAUUGCUUGUUUCUUGAAAUUGAUUAUAUGAACUACUUUGGAUAGGGCUGGUUCUUUAUUGUUGAACCAGCUCAUUCAAAAUUUUCAUUUCCUGCUAGAAAUUAGUGUUCAUCCAUAUUCUUCCUCACAUGUUCAAACCCAAAUCAUUGAAUAUAAAAUUGGGGUUAAGGUGUAUA
Cucumis sativus (cucumber) is the source of this 1481-nucleotide messenger RNA. RefSeq lists its product as uncharacterized. Bases 337 to 1167 code for a protein of 276 amino acids. The transcript is spliced from 6 exons. Lineage: Eukaryota; Viridiplantae; Streptophyta; Magnoliopsida; Cucurbitales; Cucurbitaceae. The record is from RefSeq and is a predicted model, not a curated record. Gene Ontology annotation, cellular component: tRNA-intron endonuclease complex. Gene Ontology annotation, biological process: tRNA-type intron splice site recognition and cleavage.